AUCUAUAAUUAAUUAAUGUCUAAUUCCACACAGCCUUCCCCAGCUGUCUUCAGAAGAAACCCAUAACUACGCAUCAGCAACAACAAACCUGGUCAGGACUCUAAGGAGACUCACCUGCGGGAAGGAAGUGCAGCUAACCAUACAGUUCAGUAUGUCAAGCUCAACACCAGCUGAAGAUGAGGUGCCAGCAAUCCAAACAGGCCCCAAAGGUGUGAUUAAUGACUGGAGGAAGUUCAAGUGUGAGGACCAGGACACCCCUCCCAGCAAGAAGGAGCUCCUCAGACAGAUAUCCAACCCCCAGAGCGACGACAUCCACGACAGACUCAACCGGAAGAUGAGUGUCCAGGAGUACGAGAUGAUCGCAGAGGAGGAUGAGAAGUGCCUGCGCAAGUACCGCAAGCAGUGCAUGAAGGAGAUGCACGAGCGCUUCAGCUUUGGGCCUACGUUUGACAGCGUGGUGGAGCUGGACAACGGCGAGUCCUUCCUGGAGGUCAUUGAGAAUGAGCACCGGCUCACCCUGGUGGUCGUCCACAUCUACAAGGACGGGGUCAAAGGUUGCGAGGCGCUCAACUCCUGCCUGGACUGCCUGGCCACUGAGUACCCCAGUGUCAAGUUCUGCCGCAUCCGGGCGGCCGCAACGGGCGCCGGCGAGCGCUUCUCAGACGACGUGCUGCCCACCAUGCUGGUUUACAAGGCAGGGGAGCUGCUAGGGAACUUCCUGUCCAUGACACAGCACCUCAGCGAGGAGUUCUUCGCCACCGAUAUCGAGGCGUUCCUCAAUGAGUACGGCCUCCUGCCCGAGAAGGAGUUUGCGGCCUGUCCUGAGGAGGAGGCAGGUGUGGAGGUGGAGUAAGGGGUUUUUAUAGGGAGUCAGUGACAGAGUGCACAUUUCUGGACCCAUUAGCCUACUAGGCUACUGUAAAUGCAAUAUUUUUAACAGCCUCCAGUCAGCUUCAGUUUAUCACAGGCAGUGUCCAUUAACAUGAUUUCAGACAGACAUUAUUAGCUCAAUAUGUGUAUCAUUAUAAAAUGCUUUUCUUUCUUUUCGUUUUAACCAUUGUAUUGGUGUAUGAUUGAUAAGUAUAUGACAUUGCAAUCUUUGUAAAAGGUUGUAUUGGCGUCACAAUAUAUGAUCCUGCGGUUGGAGUAAUGAACCCCAUUUUAUGGCUUGGGCUUGUUUAUCACUAUUGACCCAAUGUCAUCGCAUUUUAUGCUAUAUUUUCAUGAUGUUUGAAAUCAAAAGGGUUAAAGUGAUAACCCCCAGUCACUCAUUAAAAGCAGAAUUUCCCCAUGGAAGUGGUGGUUGG
Molecule: messenger RNA, 1307 nt
Organism: Coregonus clupeaformis (lake whitefish)
Lineage: Eukaryota; Metazoa; Chordata; Actinopteri; Salmoniformes; Salmonidae
Product: phosducin-like
Exons: 4
Coding region: 152-853 (233 amino acids)
Biological process (GO): regulation of G protein-coupled receptor signaling pathway
Source: RefSeq, a predicted model, not a curated record